Pogoniulus pusillus (Red-fronted tinkerbird) is the source of this 6081-nucleotide messenger RNA. RefSeq names its product UV radiation resistance associated (gene UVRAG). Bases 163 to 2226 code for a protein of 687 amino acids. Gene Ontology annotation, biological process: SNARE complex assembly. The record is from RefSeq and is a predicted model, not a curated record. Gene Ontology annotation, molecular function: SNARE binding. Lineage: Eukaryota; Metazoa; Chordata; Aves; Piciformes; Lybiidae. Gene Ontology annotation, cellular component: endosome; lytic vacuole. The transcript is spliced from 15 exons.
CACUGCGGUAAUAUGGCUCCGUAGCCAGCGGCCCGGGUCGGAGCUGCUGCCGCCAUUAACCCCUCGGUGCCCGGCGGCAGCGGUGGCGGCGGGGGGCGAGCGGCCCGCAGUGCUCAUGCUCGGGCGCUGCAGCCGUUCCCCGGCCGUUGCCCUGCCGUGAGGAUGAGCUCGGUCGCCGUCCCCGCCGCCUUACCCCCUGGCUCCGCCACCCGGGCCUUGCAUGUGGAGCUGCCCUCGCAGCAGCGCCGGCUUCGCCACCUCCGGAACAUCGCAGCGCGGAACAUCAUCAACAGGAAUGGUUAUCGCCUCUUGGACACCUACUUCACUCUUCACCUGUGUGAUAACACUAAGAUCUACAAAGAGUUUUAUAAGAGUGAGGUGAUCAAGAAUUCUCUGAAUCCAACAUGGAGGAGUCUGGACUUUGGACUGAUGCCUGAUCGUCUUGAUACCUCUGUCUCCUGUUUUGUUGUGAGGAUCUGGGGUGGCAAGAAGGAGCACUUUCAGCUUCUGAUUGAAUGGAAAGUCAAUCUAGAUGGGUUGAAGUACUUGGGCCAGCAGAUACAUGCAAGAAACCCAAAUGAGAUAAUUUUUGGUCUGAAUGAUGGCUAUUAUGGAGCUUCAUUUGAACAGAAGGAUCACUCAGGUACCCUGAAGAGCAGCCUUCUCCAGGUGGAUCAGAACUGCGUCCGUAACUCGUACGAUGUCUUCUCUUUGCUUAGGCUUCACAGAGCCCAGUGUGCAAUUAAACAGACUCAGGUAACUGUUCAGAAAAUAGGAAGGGAGAUUGAAGAGAAGCUGAGGUGUACAUCAACGAGCAACGAGCUGAAAAAGGAGAGUGAAUGUUUACAGCUGAAGAUCCUGGUGCUACGGAACGAGCUGGAGAGGCAGAGGAAAGCCCUUGGUCAGGAAGUGGCCUUGCUGCACAAGGAAAAAAGUACUUUGCAGGAGAAAGAAUGUGCAUUUGGGACUGAACACCUGAAACUUGAAGAGCAUAAUGAAUCCCUUCAUGAGCUGAGAAAGGAAUGCACUGCUAAGAGAGAACUGUUUUUGAAGACAAAUGCCCAGCAGACAAUUCGCUGCAAGCAGCUGCUGUCGGAGCUCUCCUACAUCUACCCCAUAGAUUUGAAUGAACAAAAGGAUUACUUUGUUUGUGGAGUCAAGCUUCCUAAUUCUGAAGACUUUCAAGCAAAAGAUGAUGGAAGCAUUGCUGUUGCCCUGGGCUACACUGCUCACUUGGUUUCCAUGAUCUCCUUCUUCCUCCAAGUGCCACUCAGGUAUCCAAUCAUCCACAAGGGCUCUCGCUCCACCAUCAAAGACAACAUCAACGACAAGCUGACGGAGAAGGAGCGCGAAUUUCCUUUGUAUCCAAAAGGAGGGGAGAAGCUUCAGUUUGAAUAUGGAGUCUAUCUUCUCAACAAAAACAUAGCACAGCUUAGAUAUCAACAUGGGCUGAGUACUCCAGAUCUAAGGCAAACUCUUCCUAACCUGAAAAACUUCCUGGAGCUUGGGCUCAUGGUUAGAUGUGAUCGGCACCACACGUCCAGCGCAAUUCCCGUUCCAAAGAGACAGAGCUCCAGCUUUGCCAGAUUGGAUCUUGGCUUCUCCAGUGGGCUUCCUUCUCCAGAUAAAGGACUCCGAAAACGAGCCAGCACAGGAAAUGAAAGACUGCAGCACAAAACUCCUCCUCCUAGCUACAGCUCUGCUGUAACGCAGCCUGUUGCCAUCGGCGCCCGCGUAGGAGAGCUACAGAAGAAACCUGUCUCCAUAUCUUCCUCCUUGGAUACCUCGAUGGACUCCACUAAAGGAAGUACCAAGAAAGGUGAGAACUUGUCCAGCAGUUUAAAUGGAGAAAACAGGAGCCUGAACAAUACUCAAGACCAGCAGGAGUCUUUCCUAGGACACAGCAGUGCAAUAAACGGAGCCUUCCUCCCUGGCGACUGCUCCGGCACCGCCGGCAGCCAGCAGCCCUGUGAGUUUCGUCCCUCCCCGGGUCCCAUCCUCUGCUGCACCGUGGAGCAAGCAGAGGAGAUCAUGGGGAUGGAAGCCACGGGGUUCAGCACAGAAGAUCAGCUAGAAGACUUUAACUCCAUCCCAGUGGAGCAUGCUGUGGCAGUGGAGUGUGAUGAACAAGUCCUGGGGGAGUUUGAGGAGUUCUCUCGCAGGAUCUAUGCACUGAACGAAAACAUGUCCAGCUUCCGCAGGCCACGCAAGAGCUCGGACAAGUGAGCUGGCAGCAGGGAUCUGGUAGCAGCCUUUGAGGUGAAGGCAGUGGGUGGGGGUAGAGAGAGACAAAAUUGCACUUAUUCUUUAUAUUAAUUCUAAAACAGAAGAAGGAAAGAAGAGCUAAAGCUUAUUCCUGUGGUGUUAGACAAAUGGACUCGAGCACGGUAAGGCAGGCGAUAAGUCACAGCCCAGGGAAAAGUUGUUUCUGCUUCCAGCCCUCCCAAGUCUGGUAUUUGUAAUCUGGUGGAAAUACUUUCAGUUUAGGCAUUGAAAUCCAGUUCUAAAGGCUCUCCUGGCAACAGCUCUGGGCUCUGAUCAGGCCCUUCUCUGAGCAUUUGUUCGUCUCUUCGUUAUUAUAUCGAGUGAAAUUUCUUUUCAGAAGGGAAAAUAAAGAAGUUCAUUUUAAAAGCAGCAUAAAUUACCUUCCAUGGCAAGAGCUCUUUGUGUUUCCUUCAGCAGUGGAGUCAGGGUUACAGAAAUACCAUGAUUUAGUUAUAAUUUGGCAGCUUUCUCUUGCCUGUGCUCUGUGACCUUUGAAGUUUGCACUGAUGGGUCCUCGGUUGGUGGUGUGAACUCAGCCAGAGAAUGAGCACCUGUGAGAUAUCUGCGGUUUCCUUGCAUCAGAUUCAUCAGGAGUGGCAUUUUUCCUCCUCUCCUUUACUCCAUACUCGCUGCUCCAACCACAGAAGCCUUGAGGACUAACUCCUCUCUAAGGUUUUGUGUCAGAAUCUCAGCCUGACUCUUCCCCACCUCAGCUGGUUGCAGACCCUCAUCAGCAGAGACCUAACAAACUCCCUAAGUCAGGGCUAGCUGCCACCCUCUGAGAUGCCCGUGGAGACAGUGUGCUGCUGGGAGGCACUUCACAGAUGGCUUCCCAAAACCCCAGACUGAAAAUGCAGUCAGCACUUUGGAAAGAGAUGAAUUUGUAGGAUCCCUCCCCCCCUGCAGAAAGGAGGCACUUUAGUCUUUUCAUCUGCAUUAAGACCCUCCUAACCAUCUGGACUUUGAGGAAAGAAACCCCCAGCAGCACGCUGGAGGUGUGAGUUGCUCUUAGGAAGGUGACCACUGGCACACAUCUCCAGCUGCACUCGUGGGAAAGCCAUUUGCAGCCUGAUUUGUGAUCCUCUCUGUUCAUUCCGCUUGGGAUUUCCUUCCUCUUGCUUUCUCUUGUUGUGCACCCAAGAAUCAGGGCUCAGCUGUGAGCCCUCAAACCUAUAGCAGAGUGAAAAACCACUUCAUCACACCUGGCUUCUUUUUUAACCCUUCCUUGGUCUGUGCUUUCUUUUGACCCAAUGACUUAGUCUCUCCUAACUUCACCCCCUCAGGCAAGCCUAAAUUAACUCUUUAAAACAUGGAUGUGUAUAAUCUGUUGUCCAAACCAGGUGAGUAUGUGAGAACCAGUACAGAUCACAGCACUGUUCUAGAGUCUGCAUCUUUCUGGAUAACACCUUAAUGAUUGUAUUAAAAUUAUAUUCACAUUUCUUCUCUUAGCUUCUAAGGGUUGUGUGUGUGAUGGAGCAAUUGGAUCAAGCCUUGCCACGCUGAUUCUUUGGCUGUGCUCUCUCCCAGUCUGAUGGGUGGGGUGGAAGUGCUCAGCAGUAGGGACCCCCCUGCUGUAAGGUGGUGAAUGUGCUUCCAGGUGGACACAUUCACCAGUGGCUUCUCCCCUGAAUAAGCUCCUCUCUUCCAACCUCAUGAAAAGCUUCCAUGCUGCAGAGGGUUGAUGUACAUCCAUCAUCUUUGAGAAGAGUUAAGUAGGAAGUUCUCACCGUGCUUUGGUGUGGAGGGAGCUCAGCACUCUUUCAUCAACUCAUCCUCACUGUGCUUUGGUGUAGAGAGGGAGAAAUGAACACCCCAAAGCUCAGCACUUCUCCAUCAACUCAUCCUCACUGUGCUUUGGUGUAGAGAGGGAGAAAUGAACACCCAAAAGCUCAGCACUUUGGACAGAAGAGAAGUUUUCCUGUGCUCCAGUGCUGCAGCAGGCUGAUGAGCAUCCAUCAUCUUUAAGAGGAUAUGGGUAGGAAGCUCUCACUGUGCUUUGGUGUAGAGAGGGAGAAGCGAACACCCCAAAGCUCAGCACUUCUCCAUCAACUCAUCCUCUCUGUGCUUUGGUGUAGAGAGGGAGAAAUGAACACCCCAAAGCUCAGCACUUCUCCAUCAACUCAUCCUCUCUGUGCUUUGGUGUAGAGAGGGAGAAGUGAACACCCCAAAGCUCAGCACUUCUCCAUCAACUCAUCCUCACUGUGCUUUGGUGUAGAGAGGGAGAAAUGAACACCCAAAAGCUCAGCACUUUGGACAGAAGAGAAGUUUUCCUGUGUUCCAGUGCUGCAGCAGGCUGAUGAGCAUCCAUCAUCUUUAAGAGGAUAUGGGUAGGAAGCUCUCACUGUGCUUUGGUGUAGAGAGGGAGAAGCGAACACCCAAAGCUCAGCACUUCUCCAUCAACUCAUCCUCACUGUGCUUUGGUGUAGAGGUGGAGAACUGAACACCCCAAAGCUCAGCACUUCUGGCCAGAAGAGCUGUCCUGUGUUCAAGUGUUACAGCAGCUUGAUGUGCAUCCAUCAUCUUUAAGAGGUGACAAGAACUUCUCAUGGUGCUUGGUGUAGAGGUGGAGAACUGAACACCCCAAAGCUCAGCACUUCUCCAUCAACUCAUCCUCUCUGUGCUUUGGUGUAGAGAGGGAGAACUGAACACCCCAAAGCUCAGCACUUCUUCAUGAGGUGGCCAUAAGAGAAGUUGUCCUCUGCUUGUAUCUUGCCCUCUUCUGACAGCAGCAUGAUUUUAGGUGAACUUGAGGAACGUUGAGUUGAGAGAUGAGAUCUGGCAGGCUGAAAGCAGCACAAGCCCUGCUUGUAGGCACACUCAGUUUGCUCUGUAGCAGAGAGCUUGUGCCUGGUGGUGACUUUUCCAAGCAACCCAAAGAGUAGUAGUGAAGUGUCCGUGUGGCGUAGGCGCGCACGGAGCGGCUCAGUGCAAUUCAGCACCAACGUCCACUUAGGUUCCUUAGAGCGUCAGCAGGACUUUGGAUUGUUUGUUUGUUGGAUUUGAGGGUUUUUUUCCCUCUUUUGGUCACUAGUUGGACGUUUUCUCAGGUUGCACCCAACCAAAUGAAGUCCAUUUCUCCUCCCUGGUGUUGCUGUCCCUGUCUGAGCCCCGUGGUCGUUCACGUGUCAAAGGCGGUAGCUGGGUCCUGCACAAAGUUUCUUUGACAGAGCUUGCUCUGAGUGGAUCUUUAGUUGGCCUUGAGUUGUCCCCACGUUUCUCUUGCAACUUCCCCUCUUUCUUCCUGUAGAGGAAGGGGGUGUGAAGUGGGAUGGAGUCACAGGGCUAAUUAAAGCACCAAGCAACUCCUCGUUGAGGAGAGGACAGCAGAUUGUACAGCCCUCAGCCGCCUCGCACCUCGCUCGGCCGCGAUUACUUCUCCCCCUUCCCCUCCCCUUGUGAAUUACUCAGUGGGAGAGAAACAAACAGCAGGUUUGGAGGUGAGAUGAUCUGUCACAGCGUGCUUUAAACUGGCAAGAGCCUUUCAGUUCCUGCACAGCUGUGACACUGUUAAAUGUCUGCAAAUGUCUUCAAGUGGAGAAAACAUUUCGUUGCCAUCUUCUGCUUUUCCUUCCUCCUUCCCCCUCCCCCCUGCCUGGGAAUUCCUAAGAUUUUUGAGAAUAUUAGUUUUGGAAGAUCACAUCCCACUCUAUUUUUAUAGCAAGCACAACAGCAUUGGCUUCUCCUUGCUUGAGCAGGUAGUUAAAAUAAGCACCAACUCCAGACUAUAGCCCGUAGCAAAUGAGACAUUCGACCUCCGUUGGCAACUGCGGGAAAGCUCCUCUGUAUUUAUACAAUAAAACUGAUUAGUAUCUCUCC